AGACAAGGUUAGCGGCCGCGAAGGGCGUAGCCGAGGACAGCCGCGAACGCAGCGUCGCUCGACGCGACGUCUGCGGGAUCAGCCGAACGCCAACCCGAGGCCAGCCAAGCGCGUCGCGCAGCCAAGGGCAGCCUAGACAGGCAGCCUAUAGACACACGAGCAAGCGAAGACACACAAGAUGCCCCAGGACAACAUAACAACGCUGGAGCCGACGGCCUGUUUAGGAUUUAAUGGCACGGUGCCGAACGGCCUGGUCGCCGUCGAGGUCGACGACGAGGCCUUCGUGGCGUAUCCCUUGGGGGGCAUGGUCGUCGUCCAGCACGCUACGAGACGAGACGGCGUUUGUUUCUUGAGAGGACAUACCGAGGACGUCACGUGCGUGGCGGCGUCGAAUGACGGAAGAGUGUUGUGCACGGGGCAGGACGCGCCGCUCGGUGUCGCCUCACCUGCCGUGUUGUGGGACCUCGAGGACGCCUGCGACCGCAUCCUGCGACCCCGGGAGGACGCGGAACCGCCGAAGCCCCUCAAGAUCCUCAACCAGCACGUCAGUGGCGUGCGGGCCGUCGGAUUCAACUGCGACGACUCGAUCCUCUUCACGAUGGGCGCGCGGGACGACAACAAGAUAUGUCUGUGGGAGAUGCCUACUGCCGAACCGAAGGUUUGCGUGCGAGCCGCUCUAGAUACGGCUAGAUGCGGCGCGUUCCUGAGGAAUGACCCGUUCAGACUCGUCACGGGAGGCAAGGCGCACGUGAAAGUGUGGAGGAUCGAACCAGGCACUUAUAAAGUGCACGACAUGGACGUCAAAGUAGGUAAAUUGAUCAGAGUGGUCGAUUGUGUCACGAUUAGCGGCGACGACAACUACGCGUUAUGCGGUACCCAGUCCGGCGAAGUGAUCCAGGUCAAUAUUAACCGCGACCCCAUCAAGGACUACAACGAGCCCGACGCGAUCGUACCCAAAUUAGUACAAGUGUCUCGAGGACGGCACUCGGGAGGCGUCAAGGCUAUUUGUUGCUUACCGGGCGCUUCGAAGGACAACGUUGAUGUGGUGUGUGCGGGUGGGGGCGAUGGCUCGCUGACCUUCUACUCGCCGGAUUUGAGACAGUUCAAAAGGUGGGCGUGUGAUGUGGACGGUCCGGUCACGUCAUUAUCGGCGACCUCGCGAGAAGGCAAACUGAGUGGUUAUGCGGUCGGGACAUCGACGGGCAACCGGUACACGUUAGCCAUCGGCGGCACGCCGAAGCUGAGAGGUACCUCUCAUGUAGGAGCCGUCUUCGACGUGUGCUACCCGGCUUACUCCUCCAGAGUCUUCGCGACGUGUGCCGUCGAAGACAUUCGCGUGUGGGACGCGCGAAGCAAGUCCGAGUUGGUAAGGAUUCGCGUGCCCAACCUGGAGUGCCGAGCCAUCGCUAUUACCGCUUCCGGCGCGACACUCGUCAGCGGCUGGUCCGACGGGAAAGUAAGGGCUUUUGGACCAGAAACAGGCAAAUUAACCUGGGUCAUGGCCGACGCCCACGACCUCAACAACAAUGGAGGGCCCAUGGACUGCACGGCGCUCGAGGUCGUCCCGGAAGGCAUGGCCGAGGACCCUUCAUCAGAUGAGCCCUGGCGGUUGCUGUCGGGUGGUGUUGAUGGCCGCGUCCGAGUGUGGCGCGUCACUCGCCAACAUAGAGCCAUGCUCUCGUCGACGAAGGAGCACCGAGGAGCGGUGACGUGCCUCAAGGUGACGUCUGAUUUAAGGCAAUUUAUAUCGGCAUCAACAGAUGGCAACUGCCUCGUCUGGGACCUGAGAAGAUACACGCGCGUCGCGAACUUGUUCGAGGCCACCUGCUACCGGUCGUGCUUCUACCUGCCGGACGCGUCGCAGAUCGUCACGACCGGGAGCAACUGCAAGGUCACCUUCUGGGAGGCGGUGGGCUGCGAUGCCAUUCGGGAGGUGCGCGGCGGGCCCGUGGAGAUGACGGCCUUGGCCUGCUCCACAUCAGGAAACCACUUCGUGAGCGGAUCCCGCGACUCGCGACUGCGGCUGUGGGACUACGACGGCGGCAUCUACGUCGCCGAGGGCGCGGCGCACAGUGGCGCGAUCAACAAGGUCGCGAUGGCCCCGAACCAGCGCGUCUGCGUCACGGCGGGCUCCGAGGGCGGCGUCAUGCUCUGGCCGCUGCCCGACGAGGUCGCCGGCCCCGACGAGGACGACGAGUAGCUGGUUUCCCGCCUAAGAGAUUACUUCUACUACUAGAGGUGCACACGAUAGUCCCUUGAACUACGAGGGUUACUGCGGCGCGGCGUGUGCACGUGCUCUUCAAAACUUUUCUCGGGGC
This is a messenger RNA of Pelagomonas calceolata, 2318 nucleotides long. NCBI's taxonomy places the organism in Eukaryota, Pelagophyceae, Pelagomonadales, Pelagomonadaceae. The record is from the annotation of a GenBank genome assembly.